This is a messenger RNA of Epinephelus lanceolatus (giant grouper), 3151 nucleotides long. Lineage: Eukaryota; Metazoa; Chordata; Actinopteri; Perciformes; Serranidae. The record is from RefSeq and is a predicted model, not a curated record.
AUGAAAGAAGUAAAGAUAGCCAGGCUGCUUUUCAUCAGUUUUUCACUGCUUUACGGUUUUGUUGCACCAUUGAACUGCACCAGCCCAACACCUAAGGCCUUGUUUGAUGCACUUGAGACAGAAUUAUUUCCAAGAAAACUAUUUCGACCUGUAGGAAACUUUACAGAUGUACUGAAAGUAUCCAUCGAAAUGACUAUAGUGGGAAUUUUAGGAGUGAAUGAAAAAGAGCAGACCUUAACAGUAUUCAUAUGGCAAUACCUGGAGUGGGAUAUAGCGGGACUGAGCUGGGAUGAGAAGGAAUGUGGAACUACAAGAGUCUCUGUCCCUCGAGAACAGCUUUGGGUCCCAGACAUCGUCAUCAAUGAGUUCAUGGACGAGGACAAAUCUCCCAAAACGCCUUAUGUCUACUUAUACAACACAGGUCAUGUUUAUGAUGAUAGGCCGGUCAGAGUGAUCGCCACCUGCAAAUUAGUCAUCUACACUUUCCCCUUUGAUAUCCAAAACUGCACUCUGACCUUUGAACCAUACCUGCACUUUGCUGAAGACAUAAAGAUGAAUCAAAGACAUUCAGCUGCAGAGAUCCUGGAGGAGUCCAGGGACGUGCUACAUACCAGAGGAGAGUGGGAGCUUGUUGAUAUCAAACAAGCUCAAACAACCCUUGAAAUAACAGAGGGAAGCUACUCUGAGCUCAAAUACUUUAUCAUUUUGAGACGUAGGCCAAUCCUUUAUGUGAUAAACCUCCUGUUGCCCAGCUGCUUCCUCAUCACACUGGACCUCUUCAGCUUCCUGCUGCCUCCCCAAGGUGUGGAUCGGUCCUCCUUUAAGAUGACUCUCAUCCUGGGCUACACCGUUUUCCUGCUCAUCAUGAACGACCUGCUGCCUGUCACUGGAAAUACAACACCUCUAAUAAAUGUUUUAUUCUCAGUCAGUCUGGCUCUGAUGGUGGCCAGCCUGUUGGAGACAGUGUUUAUCACCAACAUCCAGUUCAGCGCCAGCAAGUACAGAAAGGUGCCUCACUGGCUCAGUGUCCUUGUGCUACGAUAUCUUGCUGUUGUUGUUUGUCUCCCUCCAAAAAAGACGAGCAACCGCAUCACAGUCUCCCUUCACCCACCUGCUAGAGCAAUGAGUCCCAGCAUCAUCUCUUCAGGAGAUCUUCAGAGUGUCUCUGGUGAUACACCUCAUGAGAAACCCCCUCUGGAUCCAGCCCUGGAUGAACUGAGGAAGCUUGAUAUGAAAAAGGUGACGACAGCCGGGCUAAUUUUUAUCACUUUUUCACUUCUUUACGGUUUUGUUGCAUCAUUGAACUGCACCAGCCCAACUCCUAAGGCCUUGUUUGAUGCAUUCGAGACUGAAUUAUUUCCUAGAAAACUACUUCGACCUGUAGGAAACUUUACAGAUGUCCUGAACGUAUCCAUCGAAAUGACUAUAGUGGGAAUUUUAGGAGUGAAUGAAAAAGACCAAAACUUGAAAAUAUUCAUAUGGCAAGUCCUGGAGUGGGAUAUAGAUGGACUGAGCUGGGAUGAGAAGGAAUGCGGAACUAAAAGAGUCUCUGUCCCUCGAGAAAAGCUUUGGGUCCCAGACAUCGUCAUCAACGAGUUCAUGGACGAGGACAAAUCUCCCAAAACGCCUUAUGUCUACUUAUACAACACAGGUCGUGUAUUUGAUGAAAAGCCGAUCAGAGUGAUCGCCACCUGCAAAUUAGUCAUCUACACUUUCCCCUUCGAUGUCCAAAACUGCACUCUGACCUUUGAACCAUACCUGCACUUUGCUGAAGACAUAGAGAUGACUCAAAGACAUUCAACUGCAGAGAUCCUGGAGGAGUCCAGAGCUGUGUUGCAGACCAGAGGAGAGUGGGAGCUUGUGGAUAUCAAACAAGCUCAAACAACCCUUGAAAUUACAGAGGGAACCUACUCUGAGCUCAAAUUCUUUAUCAUUUUGAGACGUAGGCCAAUCCUCUACGUGGUGAACCUCCUGAUCCCCAGCUGCUUCCUCAUCACACUGGACCUCUUCAGCUUCCUGCUGCCUCCCCACAGUGUGGAUCGGUCCGCCUUCAAGAUGACCCUCAUCCUGGGCUACACCGUUUUUCUGCUCAUCAUGAACGACCUGCUGCCUGUCACUGGAAAUACAACACCUCUAAUAAACGUUUUAUUCUCAAUCAGUCUUGCUCUGAUGGUGGCCAGCCUGUUGGAGACAGUGUUUAUUACUAACAUUCAGUUCAGCGCCAGCAAGUACAGAAAGGUGCCUCACUGGAUCAGUGUCCUUGUGCUACGAUAUCUAGCUGUUGUUGUUUGUCUCCCUCAAGAAAAGAUGAGCAACCGCAUCACAGUCUCCAUUCACCAACCUGCUAGAGAAAUAAGUCCCAGCAUCAUCUCUUUAAGAGAUUCUCAGAGUGUCUCUGGUGGUACACCUCAUGAGAAACCUCCUCGGGAUCCAGUCCUGGAUGAACUGAGGAAACUGAGCAGAGAUCUCGUGGCCAUCCGCCUCCAGAUAGACCAACACUUCCAUGGGAGCAAUACCUCGGCUGAAUGGCAAAUGAUCGGAUUAGUCAUUGACCGUCUGCUGUUCAGCUUGUACAUUGUCUUCAUCACGGUCUGCUUUAUCACCAUUGUAGCUAUCUGGAUAUUUAGUAACUUGCACAUAACAUGAUAUUCACUUACAAAGACCAUGCCAAUCAGGUAAAGAUUUCAAAUGAUUUAUUGCGUAUGAUGGAUUAUGGGUUCGGAGGAAAGCAUGAAGGGGUGAGGAUCGAGGGAUUACAGAAUGAACGGAUGAGGAUAGAGGGAUGAAGGGAUUAGGGUCGAGGGUCGAAUGGAUGAGGGGUGAAGGGUUGAGUGAUGUAGGGAUGAGGGUCGAGGGCCAGAUGGAUGAAAGGUUAGGGAUGACAGGGUAAGGAUCAAGGGAUAUAGAGUGAGGAAUGAAGGGAUGAGGGAUGAAGGGAUGAAGGGGUGGAAGACUGAGGGUUGAGGGAUGAAGGCUGGAUUUCUGGGUAGCAGGCAAGCGCUAUGAUGAAUGUGUUGGGUCAAAGGCAGGAACGCAGGAGAGGUCCCGGGAGUGAGACUGAGUUGGGGAGUUGUCUCUUUGUGAGCUUGGCUUCGGAUAGAGCCCCUACUGGUUCCUGUAUGCAGAAAGGAGCAGAGAAAAAGAUGUAAGA